Molecule: messenger RNA, 3930 nt
Organism: Anarrhichthys ocellatus (wolf-eel)
Lineage: Eukaryota; Metazoa; Chordata; Actinopteri; Perciformes; Anarhichadidae
Gene: pdgfd
Product: platelet derived growth factor d
Exons: 7
Coding region: 487-1599 (370 amino acids)
Biological process (GO): positive regulation of cell migration; positive regulation of MAP kinase activity; positive regulation of cell population proliferation
Cellular component (GO): membrane
Molecular function (GO): platelet-derived growth factor receptor binding; growth factor activity
Source: RefSeq, a predicted model, not a curated record
GUUUGACGCGCCGACUUCCAUAGCACAGGCGCGUCUGAUAGAAAGCAGUAAACUAUGCGGGAUAUUUCUCGGUGACUGAGCAUCAUUUAUUUAUUUCGCGGUGAUAAGACGUUCGGCGCCUAUAAGCUCAUGUCUGACCGUGAACGGAGCUAUUUCAACGUUACCCUCCACCUGCACUUAAUUGUUUCGGAGUUUUGCUCUCGGUGGCUGCGUGCGCGUAACUUUCAGACGAGGACAAAUAUUUGGAAUUUGGGGCAUUUUGGCACAAGACGGGACACCGUGUGCGCCAGGCGUCAGACAUAGAAGUCAACAAGUGUCUCUCAUACUGUAGGAGAAGAGACAGAGAUAUAAAAGCUUGUUGAAGUUGCUGAAUGGAAAGUUAGUUUUGUCUUUCUUGGUCGCGGGACAUUUCAAGUGGAUCACAUUUCAUUUACGGGAAGGCGGAUAAGUUCUUCAGAGUUUUUACGAGUUUCUUUAUUACUCACCAUGAGUUCACCGGUGGUUUUCCAGAUAUGGACGGUUUUUUUGUUGGGGACUUUAACCGGGGUCACAUGGGGUGAUUUGUCCUCCGCCAGACUGCUGAGGGGCAACAUCAGGAGAGACGACUCGUACCGCAAAGAGGAAAACAUCUCAGUAACGGCAGUGGGCGGAGCCAUCCUCAGCCCGCGCUUCCCCAACGCUUACCCCCGCAAUCUGCUGUUGUCAUGGAAACUGCUGUCACCACGAGGGAGCCGCAUACACCUGGAGUUUGACGGACACUUUGGCCUGGAGGAGGCUGAGAAUGGAGUGUGCAGGUAUGACUUUGUGGAAGUGGAGGACCAAUCAGAGACCAGCACUAUAAUUUGGGGUCGUUGGUGUGGGCUGAAGGCACCGCCUAGUCUCAACUCCAAAAACAACAUGCUCAGAGUCACCUUCAAGUCUGACGAUUACUUUGUUGCAAAGCCAGGAUUCAAAGUCUACUACUCACUGGUGUAUGACCCCCCUCUGCCUGCAUUCAACACCAACUGGGAGGCUGUCACUACGCUCAUGGCGGACAGUGGUGCAGGGCAGAAGCCAGCGGCAGUCACAGAGGUCCCUUUCUCAUUGGAGGAUUUGGACCGGACCAUAGCUGCCUUUGAUACUGUAGAACAGCUUAUCAGAUCCCUGAGCCCAGAAACCUGGAGACAGGACCUGGACAGUAUCUAUACUCAAACACACAUACAUUAUAAAUCCAGGGCCUAUCAACUGGCAGGCAGACAUAAUAAAGUUGAUCUGAACCGUCUCUAUGAAGACGUCAAGCGGUACAGCUGUACGCCUCGCAACUACUCUGUGAACCUGCGCGAGGAGCUGAAGGCCACCAAUGCCGUCUUCUUCCCACGAUGUCUGCUAGUCAAACAGUGUGGAGGCAACUGUGGCUGCGGAACUCAGAACUGGAACAACGGCUGCACCUGUGAGGCCUCCAAGAAGACACUCAAAUUACACGAGGUGCUGAAGUACAGCCCGGAUGUCUCUCUGUAUCAGCGCCAUCGGAGGCCGCGGGUGCGCUGGGUCAUAGAUGAGAUCUUCCUCACACACCAUGAAAAGUGCGAGUGCGUUUGUCCCUCCCAGCCCCCCCGUUGACACGUCCAAACUGGCGCACGCAUCUGGAAUUGUUGGACAAUUUCUCCUUUAAUCUAUUUUGCAACUGACUUCAUAUAAUUGCAGCAACGCAGACACAAGCAGAAAAGAAGAAGGCACCGAUUGGACUGACCAACCGCUGCUUUCAUUAUACCCAUAUGACAUUUGUUCUUGCAAGUAAACCUUCAUCUGUCCACAGGCCAAACCUGUAAAUGCAUAACUGUUUCAAUGUUUUCGUUGUUUCAAUCAAAGUUUUUUCCUCCAAUAACCAAAUACGGAAGAUACUUUGGACACAAAAAACAAAUACCACACUAUGAAAAAAUUGACAUCAGUAUUGUACCAAACAUGCAUUUACAUUUUGAUUUGAGGAGUUGAAUGCCAACUUGAUUGAAUUUAAAUUGAAUCAAUUUCAACCCCUGUGUGAACAGUUUUUUUAUUCCUAUCUCAUGUGUGUGUAAUGGGUUCCUUUAUAUUAUAAAGAGAGUGUUUGUAGAAACUUAAGGCACUUAUCGUGCCAGGAGCAUGCUGAGAUGAGUGAGCGUGAGACAGGAGGGAGGGAGAGGGGUUGGACGAAGUGUAAACCACAAUAACACUUUGUCUUGAUGUGAAAUUAAGCAAACCACAACCUUACAGAUCUGAAUUGCACCCUAACAUAAUGUAUAUUCAAGCUUCCCUUUGUUGGUCCUUCCAUCCAUACACUUCCUGCUCCCUUCUUUCUUUGUCACUGACUCCAUCUCUCUCUUUCUACACACACACACACACACACACACUUUCUUUCCCUUCAUCACUCACUCUCUUAACACAUAAAAAAGGAGACGUCAGAUCGGGCAGCUGCGCUCUGCUCAGUUUUCUGAGCAUUCCUGGCAUUCCAACUGCUAACUGGAAUUCUGUUAACACGGAUAAAACUGUGAUCGUCAGACCCUAAACACAAUCUGUAAGAAGAGAGAGAGAGAUGAUUAGGAGAGGCGGCUGACAGAAAAGGGACAAUCAAGCCGCCUAUUCGUAGAUUACCAGCACUUCUGGAUGAGAGAUGAGAUAGGAGCCACUUUCAAGAUACAUCAUAAAAGGAUUGAAGCUACUUAAGCGGUUCCAAUCAGCAUGUUCAUAUAUUCAGCUCGCCUGAUUUUUUUUGUCAAGCUGCUUUUUUUUCCUGACAAAGAUCCUGAAAUGUAUCACAAUCUGACCCACUGCUUUAUAAAUCUGCAGUGGUACCACAGUGGAAAAAAAGAUCUGUGGGAAUUAGAGUAAUGUUCUAGGUCUCUGCUGAAAAUACAACUGAUACUUAAGAGAGAGUGUGUGUGUAUGUGUGUGUGUCUCUGUCUCUGCCAGUAACAGCUCAGGAAGACGUCCUUUUGUUUAAGGGGUGGAGGGUUACCAACAGUCUGUGAGAGCUGGCAGCAGAUACAAGCAUGGGAAUGGUCGGCAUGUGACUGUGCGUGCAAGUGUGCGUUUGUGUGUCUGUGUGUGUGUGUCUGUGUGUGUGCCUAGGUAGCAAGAGUAUCAAAGCAAUAGAGCAAGAAUUCAAAGUAACUGCUUAUCUCUACCAAAUACACGACCCAGCUCUGAGAAAUAAAUCAGUCAUCUCUCCAUCAUCACCUCCCAUGUGUCACACGGCAGCACUUGUAUGUGCCUGUGUAAGUCACAGGUGUUAUUUGGCAGGUGGUGGAUACAAAAUAUCCGAAGAAAUCUUAAAUAUAUUAAAAGCGUGUCAGGUUGUGUGGUAGUCACAUUUCCAAGUAGUUUACCCCACACACACACACACACACACACACACACACAGUUGUUUUUAGCUAUAGCUCAUCUUAGAAAGCAGCCUCAGUUUUAUGACAAAUUUAUGCAUUUUGAAUUUAUGUGAGGGGUGUGUGUGUGUGUGUGUGCAUCCUGUGUCUGCCAGUUUGCUGGCGUUAUCAGCACAUUCCAUCGUUGCGUGCUCCAAAGUGACAUUCCUCUUUUUGCUCAUAACUGGUUUGUUUUCUCUUCCAGUUCUUUAUUUCAAAGCCACAUGUAUUUCAACUUCAGACAUUUUAAGCCUGGUCGUGUAAUUGUUUAGAUUAUUGUUUUGGUAUAUUUACAUAAAUUAAGAGCGUCAAAACCACACAUUGGACACAUUUGGAUUUCUAUGCUUUGAAUUUGAUUCGGUCCAGAGUUUCAGCUUCCCUUCUGAGGAUUGUGGGGAUUGUAUUGUCAUAUUUUAAACUCAGAGGAAAGUGGUUAGUUUAAGCAAAAACCUGCUUUGCUGUAUUGAGAAACAUAUUCAUGAUGAAACUGUAUGCUUUACUUCAAUAAUUUAUUGUGUUUCUCUAUUGUUUUAAUAAAAUAUCAGCUGGUUUGUCA